This is a messenger RNA of Olea europaea var. sylvestris, 1262 nucleotides long. RefSeq lists its product as uncharacterized. The transcript is spliced from 3 exons. The coding region runs from base 44 to 1144 and encodes 366 amino acids. Lineage: Eukaryota; Viridiplantae; Streptophyta; Magnoliopsida; Lamiales; Oleaceae. The record is from RefSeq and is a predicted model, not a curated record. Gene Ontology annotation, molecular function: metal ion binding.
UUCUCUCUUGUGUUGCCUUUAUCAGGCCAAGGCGUAAAGAGCAAUGCGAAUAGCAGAAGUCGAAGAGAUCGUGAUGGAAAAUAUUGACAAGAAUAUUGUACUGAAAGUGAAUCUCAAUUGCUGUGAAGAAUGUCCAAAGAAACUAGAGAAAGCAUUGUUGAAACUGACAGUAGGGGUGUCUUCACUGGCCAUAGAUACAGAAAAAAAUCUUUUAUCAAUCUCAGGAACAAUGGAUUCAGAUACCCUCAGAAAACUUAUUUACGUAGAGAUAGGGAAAAAAGCAAAAGUUGUAUUUUGCGACACAAACAAUGUUGGGGAGAAAAAACCAAACACCACAAAAACUAUGGGAGAUGGAGAUUCAAAAAACGAAAGUAACUAUCAUUUUAACGGGAAAAUGCAUAAAAAUUGCUGCUACUGUUUAGAUGGAAAGUGUCACAAGACAAAGGAAAAUAAUGAGCAUAAAUGCGAAGCUUAUGAAGGACCCCCCAAGGUUAAAGAUUUUGUUUGUAGGAAGGGAAAAAUGCAUAAAAGUUGCUGCUGUUGUUUAGAUGGAAAUUGUCAUAAGACAAAGGAAAAUAAUAAGCAUAAAUGCGAAGCUUAUGAAGAACCCCCCAAGGUGAAAGAUUUUGUUUGUAGGGAUUAUUUUAAGGGGAAAAUGCAUAAAAGUUGCUGCUGCUGUUUAGAUGAAAAUUGUCACAAGACAAAGGAAAAUAAUAAGCAUAAAUGCGAAGCUUAUGAAGGACCCCCCAAGGUGAAAGAUUUUGUUUGUAGGGAUUAUUUUAAGGAGAAAACGCUUAAAAGUUGUUGCUACUGUUUAGAUGGAAAUUAUCACAAGACAAAGGAAAAUAAUGAGCAUAAAUGCGAAGCUUAUGAAGGACCUCCCAAGGUUAAAGAUUUUGUUUGUAGGGAUUAUUUUUGCAAAAUCCAUCCAAGAAGUCUAAAAAUUACUGAUCGUGUGCCUGCAAACGAAAGUAGUGCCAGCAUGUUGGAUCAUUUUCCUGGGCAUUACGGUGGACCAAAUCCUUGGUAUCCUAUUAGAAGCUCUUAUUAUCCGCGGUGGUACCCAGAGCAGCUACCCACUCGAUACAGGUAUUUUCAUCCGCUGACGAGGCCACAACCCCCCUAUGGCUAUGGUUUCUAUUAGAGAAGGUUUGUUCCUACUCACAAAGAUACAUUUAUAUUUCCUUGAUGCGUGUUUUAUACAUUUUCUUCCAUUUCAUUUUCAGAGAUUUUCAGUUGCUUCUAAAUAUUAUUAUUGCUUA